This is a messenger RNA of Drosophila subobscura, 1059 nucleotides long. RefSeq lists its product as uncharacterized. Gene Ontology annotation, biological process: positive regulation of Notch signaling pathway. The transcript is spliced from 2 exons. Bases 49 to 1056 code for a protein of 335 amino acids. NCBI's taxonomy places the organism in Eukaryota, Metazoa, Arthropoda, Insecta, Diptera, Drosophilidae. Gene Ontology annotation, cellular component: nucleus. The record is from RefSeq and is a predicted model, not a curated record.
GAUAGCAGUUCCUUGUGAAUCGUUUGUUUAUUUACAUUUUCUUCAAGCAUGGCCGAAUUUUCGUGUUUUUUUAAUGAUUUUCAAUUAAAACGGCCACCGCUGGUCACCCUGCAGGUGGAGGACACAGCUUUCGCAAAUAACGUUUUUGUGCUGAUCAACCGAUACCUUCAACAGUUGUCCGAGCCGGACGCUGAGGACUUCGAUCAAACGGCGGCACUGAUCGGCCGUCUUAUGGCGCGCCGUAAGAGCUCCUUUCGAAAUAUGCCCGGCUUUCGAUCCGUGUGUAAGCUGAACACCGCACUGUGUCGUCUGCUGCGUCUGGAUCUGCCCCGCGAGCUGGAACACUUUCGCGGCGUUGUGUGCGACGGCGAGCUGGCGGGUGCCACGCCCACCCGCAGCAGCUUUGAGUACAUUUUGGUGCGACUGCUGUGCUUCUAUCAUCUGCAUGCACGCAUACGCGAGUGCUGUGUGUCGGCGGCCAGAUAUUUCACUCAUUUGCUGAGAAAUAACUUCUUCAUGGAGACGCUGACGUUGAACCUGGCAGCCAUCGCCAAGAUCAACAAGCUGAGCAAGCUGCAGGCCAACAGAAGUGCCAGUCUGUACAACAAAUUGCGCCCGCACUGCGUUAACUUUCCGCAGGUGGAGAGCCACAAAUUUCUGCCCGAAAACUGCCAGCUGCCGGCGCAACUGCAACGCGUCCAACUGCAGGCUGAAGCCAGUGCUCCUGCUCCUGUGCUGCUAAAACCACCCACCAUAGUCACAAAAGCGGAGAAGGCCCGCCUGGAGGCCAAAGCUGACGUGGGCACAGUGCUUGCCCGCAAGGAGCCGCCUGCGAAGAUGGAGUUCAAUAUGGACACGCUGCGUACUGUCAAGGAUGUGAAACGUUUCAUUGCGCGUGAAACAACAGCCCGGGACAAAACCCCAACGAGCUGCAUAACCAGGGACAUACCCAAGCACGCGUGGCUGAGCGCACAAACGCUCUUCCAGCGCAGGGCCAACAAGGAUCCGGAGAAGGCUUUGAGCAUAUUUCGCAAGUUUAUUGUUAGCAAAUUAUAAAAC